Messenger RNA from Closterium sp. Naga37s-1, 1113 nucleotides. Lineage: Eukaryota; Viridiplantae; Streptophyta; Zygnematophyceae; Desmidiales; Closteriaceae. The record is from the annotation of a GenBank genome assembly.
AUGUCACCUCUCCGUCGCCUUCCCGUCACCUCACCGUCACCUCCCUGUUGCAUCCCCAUCCUCUCCCCGUCGCCUCCCCAUAACCUACGCAUCGCCUCCCCAUCCCCUCACCGUCGCCUCCCCGUCGCCUCCCCGUCGCCUCCCCGUCGCCUUCCCGUCACCUCCCCAUCACCUCCCCGUCGCAUCCCCGUCCCGUCCCCGUCGCCUACCCGUCGCCUCCCCGUCACCUUCCCGUCGUCUCCUCUUCGCCUUCCCGUAACCUCCCCGUUGCCUCCUCGUCUCCCCCCCCCCCCCCCCUACGUCACCCGCGCCCAGUCCUCCACCCGCACCCGUGAGGCAACCCACGUCCCCCCCCAGAUAGAAGGCCCUGCAGCCUUCCCGUCACCUCCCCGUCACCUCCCUGUCGCAUCCCCGUCCUCUCCCUGUCGCCUCCCCAUAACCUACGCGUCGCCUCCCCCAUCCCCUCACCGUCGCCUCCCCGUCGCCUCCCCGUCGCCUUCCCGUCACCUCCCCAUCACCUCCCCGUCGCAUCCCCGUCCCGUCCCCGUCGCCUACCCGUCGCCUCCCCGUCACCUUCCCGUCGCAUCCCCUUCGCCUUCCCGUAACCUCCCCGUUGCCUCCUCGUCUACCCCCCCCCCCCCCAACCCCCUACGUCACCCGCGCCCAGUCCUCCACCCGCACCCGAGUUCUGCCCCCUGCCCUCCACAGCAGUUCAUUCGGAACUCCCUCGCCCUUCUCCCCAUGAUUCACUCGCUCCUCAUGGCCGCCUUCCAUCCGUUCCUCUCUCCUUGGCCCUUUCCAUUCCUUCCCUGGCCUCUCGGGCCCGUUCCGCGCCAUACGCCAAACUUCUGCCCUCCGUUCUUCUCUCCUGCUGAUUCCAUCUCGUCUCGCUGCGCCUCUCCCUCGGGCCCCUCCACUCCUCUGCCUGCUCCCAUUGUCAAGCUGGCGAGUUGUACGCCUUCUUCCAUCCUCCUUGGCUCGUCUCGUGCCGUCGCUGUCUUUCCGGCGAAGGUGACCACGCGUCUUCCCUCCUGCCACGCUGUCGGUGGUGCUCUGGUGAGCGCUUCUCUCUCUGCUAGCGGCGCAUGUCUGGCGACCGGGACCCACCGCUAG